AGACUAGCAGAUGAUAUGCACAUAACUAAAUAUAAAACACUUCAGACCACAUUAACUUUGUGAUUUAUUCGAUCAGUUAAGUUGUGACAAAAUGUCAGAACUAAGACACAGAGUGAAAGAUGGAGAAGUCAGCAGUUCAGAUGAGAAGCCUCCACCGCAGAGUAACCCCGAAUCGGAAGAUGAUGAGCUGCCACCUGGUGCUGACCUGACUACAACACGACAGAUGUCACAAUCAUCAGACAAAACAACAGAAGCUUUAGAUUCCGCUCUUAAAGACCUCACACCAAGAUGGAGAAAUUGGAUUAUACGAGGAAUCUUCUCCUGGGCGAUGAUUUUCUUCUUCUUUUUAAUCAUCUAUUUAGGACCACUUGCAUUAGUUAUUGUUACACUGAUGGUACAGAUCAAAUGUUUCCAUGAGAUUAUCACGAUCGGUUAUAUUGUUUACAAAUCCUUCAACUUACCAUGGUUUCGUAUGUUGAGUUGGUACUUCCUGUUUACAUCUAAUUAUUUUUUCUAUGGAGAAAGUCUCAUCCAGUACUUUGGUGUUCUGCUUCAGAGAACAGAAUUUUUACGUCCUUUAGUGUCGUACCACAGAUUUAUAUCAUUUUCCUUGUAUGUGGCUGGCUUUGUUGGUUUUGUUGUUAGCUUGAAGAAGAAGCACUACUUAAAACAGUUCACCUUGUUUGGUUGGACACACGUUACCUUACUUAUAGUGGUCACACAGUCACACUUAAUUAUACAGAACGUUUUUGAGGGACUCAUUUGGCUAUUAGUGCCAGUAUCCAUGAUUAUUUGUAAUGACAUCAUGGCAUACAUGUUUGGAUUUUUCUUUGGUAAAACACCUCUGAUCAAACUGUCUCCUAAGAAAACAUGGGAAGGAUUUAUUGGUGGUGCUUUAUCUACAGUACUGUUUGGAUUAGCAUUGUCCUAUUUCCUGGUGCAGUUUGAUUAUUUUGUUUGUCCGAUUUCUUACGAUGAUGUAAAUAACAAGAUAUCGUACGAGUGCGAGAGACAUCCUGUGUUUAUAUUAACAGAAGUCAAUCUACCAACAGUAGCACAGAAGAUAUUCAGUGUGUUUGGUAUCCCAUGGAAGACUAUCACAGUUUAUCCAUUCAUGUUACAUUCCAUCAGCAUGUCCUUGUUUGCAUCAGUUAUUGGACCAUUUGGUGGAUUCUUUGCAAGUGGAUUCAAAAGAGCAUUUAAAAUCAAAGAUUUUGGAGACACGAUCCCUGGACAUGGUGGUAUCAUGGACAGAUUUGACUGUCAGUUCCUCAUGGCCACAUUUGUUCAUGUCUACUACACUAGUUUUAUUAGAGCACCCAACCCACAGAAGAUCUUACAAAGUAUUUGGUUACUUACCACAGAGGAACAACUUCAGAUAUAUAACACACUGAGAGAGAAAUUAACACUGAGGGGACUCAUUCUUGACAGGGCCACAAAUACGUAACAGCAUUUUCAACUGAUUUUUAGAAGAUUUUAGAUCAUUUUUGUAAUUUGUUUUAGAAGUAUAGCAAUAUUUGUUACUAGUUUUAUGAAUGUUUUAUCCUGAAAGUUCUUGUGAUAUGAAUGGGGGGCCAACAGAGGUGAAUGCUUCAUAUUUUAUCAUUAUUUAUUAUGGAUGUACAUUUUUUUAUCAUUUUUAGUAAUGAAUGAAUUUGUGAUCAUAUGAUUGGUUUAAUAUUUGUUAGUCAUCUAUAUAUAUGUAUAUUUUAAAUGCAAACUAAAAUUUGAGUAUGUUUUCUUUCUUUAUGCUAUGGUUCCAGGAUAUCUGAUUUUCAGAAUACCAAACUGAUUUAUAAUCAAUUAUUUUUCAUUUGUACAUAACUAUUUUUGGAGGUUACAAUUUUUUAUAAAAUUAUAUUCUAAGUACAAAUUGCUUUGAUUGCUGAGAACUUGUGGAAAUCAAAUUAGUGUAAUCAUGAAACAUAUUUUGCUAUUUGCCUCCUUUCAAAUGUUUCAGAAAGUUUAUAAAACCAAAUUUUCUUUUAAUUUUAAACUUCUAAUUUUUGUCUCCCAGAAUUCUUGCAUAAAUUCUUAAACUUAGAUUUAAGGUGAUUUGUAAAUUGAUAUUUUUCUGUGUUUGUUCUUUUUAUUUGGAUAACUGUCACAAAUUAUUGUGAAACUUGAUACAAUGAAAAUUUCCCCCAUUGUUUGGUUCCAUGUAAUUUGUUAAAUCAUUACACACUAACAAAUGAUAUGUCCUAAAACCAUGAGAAAUAAAAUUCAUGAAACAAAGUACUUUCAUAUUAUUUUCAAAUGGCAACUAUUUCUUGAUGUGAUGUAGAUUUUCUUAUUUGCCAGUUAUUUUUAUUCAAAUGAAAAAAUAAUGAUCUGUUCGAAAUUAGCUUGUCCCUGAUAUAUUAUGAAAAACUACAAAAUUUUAUUAGGACUUUAUACAGUCUUUUACAGGUAGCAUCAAUUUUUCAAAGAUCUCAAUAAAAGGGGAGAUAAUUUCAAUUAUAUUGCAAUAACAGUUUAGAUUCUAAAAUCCAUUGAGAAAUUAUGGUACGAGUUUUUUAUACGCCCGUUUACGGGACGUAUUAUGGUUUUAUUUGUUUCAUUGUCUUUUCUUUAAUCCGAAAAAAAAUACUCUAUCUUAUUUGUUGUAUCAUUUUAUCUGUGUCGAUUUUUAUUUUUCAUGAGAUCUUCAGUGGCUGAGUAUUAUUGGUAGGUUGUUGUCAUCUGCAUUCAUUGAUUACUUAAACCUCUUAAUCCAUUGAUAGUUCACUCAAUUAAAUGCUUCACAUUGACGUCUUAAAUAUGCAUGAAUUAUUUGCCACUGGAAGUUAAACUGACAACAAUCAAUCCAUUAGUAAUUGUAAAAGGUUGGAAGAUUACUCUGGGCCUCCUAAAACAAAACAGAAUUGAGAAUAAUUGUCAAAAAGUGCAGAGUAAAGGGGAAAAAGUAAAGAAAAUGAAAAAAGAGAAUAAUUGGUUGCUAAAAUAUUAAGAAUAGAGAAUAAAGGGCAAAAUAAAGUUAAAAAUACAGAAAAAUCAUUUAAAAAUGGUCCUAAAAUUGCAUUGGUGAUUUCUUUUCUUGUUUUAAUGGGAGUGUUAAGUAGAUACUGUCAAACCUGUAUAGAAAGGUCACCCUCAGUACCAAAAAAUCUGACCUUAUAAGAUAGUUGACCUUUGAGUUUAGGUUCAAAAUGCAUAGGUAUUACUACAAUUGGACAAGAAUUAGGUCACCUGACAAGUAGAGGUGACCUUUAUACUAUGUUUGACUGUAAAUGUAUGGGUAUGAAAUGUGGACUUUGGUGUAUUUUUCAUUUUAUUUUUAUUAUAAGAUAUAUCCCCAUGGAAAAUGUGGUAAUAAUGGUUUAUAUAAUGGUUAAUGUUAAAAUUAUGGCAUACACUUAAAUGGUUUUAUGUAAUUAUCUUAAGGGGGUACCCAACACUUUUACUAAAACAGAUUUGGCUUGUUUAAUUUUCAUAAAAUUUUGACAAAAUAUUUACUUUGACCUGUUGACAAAAAUGUAAAAAUUUCAAGAAAUUUGAACCACACAAUUUACAGGAAUAAUUUCAUUGGAUAUAUAGCAGUUUGACAAACACUAAUUACGAUCAUUAAGAAGCUUUACUAAUAGUAUGUGAUAAAAAUGUUCAGCUGAUUUGUAAAGAGAUAACUCCCUUAGGUUUUCUGUACCCCUUAACAAGGUAAUUUAUGUUUUCUUUGAAUCUAUUUUCUAACCCACAUUAACAAUUAUCAGGGAAAACAUCCAUGUAUUUCAUAUAUUUGACAUAAAUAUGGAUAAGAAAUUUGUAAUAUUUUAUGUGAAUAAUUUCUUUUUAACUGCAUAGAUUUUAAUUUUAAUUAUUUAUAAUUAUUUUAAUUAAUUUUUUGUAAAAAAUUGACAACAUGUAGGAUGUGUCUAUCAAAAAUGUACAUUGAAUUUAUUCAAAAUAAGGGAAGAUAGGCCAUUCACAAUUGUAUUACCUCAUAAAUUAUUGUAUAAAAAAAUCAAAUUUUAUUAUGUUUGUAUUUAAGUUUUUCAUAGAAUUUUAUAAAAAUUUCAUUUGAAUUAUCAUCUUCUAUGAUUUGAAACUUAGGGCUAUUCCAUUUAAAUGGAUGUGGGAGGCCAGGAAGCAAAAGGUGAAUUAAUGGAACAAUGUUUGCAUGAAUUUGAAUUAAGUCUGAGAACAGGUUUAAUAUGUUUAAUGCAAAGUAGCAUGGUUUUGAUAUAACAGUGUUUUGUUGUUUAAAAUGAAAAAUAGACCAGACACAAGUUUUACAACUUGGUAACUCUUCUGAAAAAGAACUUGAAGCAUAAAAAAUUGUCAAAAUCCAUGUGCAUGGCUUUAAUUACACCAAUAUAUUUGUUUAAGGUGGUACCAAACACCUUGACUAAAAUUAAUUUGGCUCGUUUAAUUUUCAUAAAAUUUUGACAAAAUAUUUACUUUGACCUUUGACAAACACUAAUUUUGAUUAUUGAGAAGCUUAAUAUUUUCUUAACAAUAGAAUGUGAUUAAAACGUUUAGCUGAUUUUUGCAGAGUUAUCUCGCUGUAGUGUUAUGUACCACCUUAACACUCAAUAUGACCACUGAAUAAAAAAACAGGGAUAAAAGUUUAUAUCAUUCUUUUUCUGUGACAAGUACAACUUUCUGUAUGAAACAAUUCAUUAGUCUGAUGUGUUAAUUUUCUAGAUUGUUUUCAUUGUGUCUCCCAUGUUGUAGAUCCUCCAUUAACAUGUACUGUAUAUUUAGGGAAGUCUUUCCAGAUUUUGGCCAACCACACAUUGAAGUGAAAAACCAUGUCUGGGUAUAAGAAGUGUUCAGAAGUAUUUACUACAACUUGAUAGAUUUUUACUAUCAAAAGUCCUAACGUUAGUGCAAUGUUUGCAAAUGACAGGAGAAACCAAGAAUUUUAUACAUAAUGGUCACAAACAAUAGACAACGCUUGUCCAAAAAUGCACCAAUAAAAUUUUUUCCUAUCAUUUUUUAUUAUAAAAAAUUUGAUUUCAUAAACUAAGAGUGUUUGGUUUGCAGACAUCAUUUAGUCAACCAGCAUAUAAUUGUUAAUUGUUAAGUGGCCCAUAGAUUAUUGAGCAAAAUGGCUAUCCUUUACUUUUUUUAAAUUGACUUUCCCAUGUACUUUCUGAAUAGUCAUUUUAUCCUAUUAUGAUGAAUUGUGUUCAUUUAAAUGUGCAUUAUUGUAUUACUUAACAAAAAAGGAAAUUAUUUUGAAUUUAUUUAUUUGUAAAUAUAUAUGGUAUUGAAUCCAGAAGGUGCAAUAUUCAUCUGCUUCAAUGUAAACAUAUUUUACUUAUAUAAUCAUCAUACCUUUCUCAGUAAAAUGCCCAGAAAAUUAUUCAUUUUACUUUGGGCUGUUCUAUUCAUACAUACAUGGUACCCAGGGAAGGCACUUUCUAAAUGGGGUAACCAUCUAUAGAGUCAAAUUUAGAAUUGCACUAACAUUUUCACUGUAAUUGACACCCAACCAAAGUGGAGAUUUCAAAGUGCCUUCCCUUGGUCCAAUGUAUGUUUUUAUAGAACAGCUCUUGAUGGUGUUUGUAGGAAUUUGAUUAAAAUCAACAGACAUUGAGUUAAAAUAACAAAUAUGAUAUGUAUUAAAAAUUGUUAAUUUGCUACUUUGUUUUUGGCAAAUGCCAUUAAACAAACUCCUUACUUUGAUAAAUCAUUAAAAUAAAAAAAAUAGAUGAAAAAAAGUUUGAAUAAAAAUUAAAGCAUGUUGCAUUUUUAUCAUGCCAUAGUAGAAUUUUAAGAUUCUAACUUUUUUUGUAAAUGUAAUGCUGUCUCAUUGACAUAUACCCCACAUUUACUUGUAUUUAUAGGAUUUAUAUCUUUGACAAAAUUUGGAAAAAUUUAUUUUCUGAAUAAUUAUGAUCAAAUCUUCACAAUAAUUUAUAUUUCAGUUUUGCAUCUUUUGUAUAGAAACCACAAUUAUUUCUUAUGAAAUAAACAGCUCAUUUAUAUUUAGCUUCAUGAAGAAAAUUGCUAUUUUCACAUGGCAGAAUUUUUAUUAAUGUGUGUGUGUGUGUGUUUGGUUUUGAUAAAUGAAAAAUAUUUGCAUCUCUAGAUAAAUAAAGACUGAGUAUGUAUUUAGUUAUAUAUAUAGUGUAAUUGACAAUCAUUGAAUGAAAAGGAAAAAUUAUAUCAUUUAUUACUAAUGGGAAGUUUUGCAUUGACACAAUUAAUGUUUGAGUAAAAUAUAUGGCUCAACUGUUCCCUGGUCCCAUAUUUCAAUUCAGUUAGUCAAAUAACAAAUUCAACCAGUUUGCCUCCAACUGGAGGCAAAGGGAAAUAACUUCAACCUCAAAUAAGGUCAAUUAAAUACUAUCUAUACAGUAAAACCUAUGAAAAUCAAAACCUGGUGGGACUUCAGUUUCUUAAAAAGUGAUCUUCCCUUUACACAUGUUUGAUUGCUAAAAAUAUCCAAUGUUUUUUUCUGAUACUACAGAACAGUUGGGACUGGUUUAUUGUUAUCUCACCAGCAACAAAGGAAUCACAGAAUGCUAAACAUUGGAAAUCUAAUCAAGCUGCAUUGGUGUAAACUAUUUGUAUAAACCUUUAUAUUUCAGAAUAUAGAAUAUUGGAAUGCUUCAUACUUUGUAUAAAGAUGCCUUUUGUUUAGAAGUUUCUAUCUAUGUCCAUUGUCCUUGAUCUAUUUGCAUAGUUAAGCGAAAGCCAAAAAAAAAGCUUAAGUUUCAUGUCAUGUGAAUUACUUACUAAUUAUAUUUAGUAUAUGGGAACCUUACAUGGUCUACAUGUUGGUCAGUUAGGGUUCAUCUGACCUCUACCUCAUUUCAUAGAUCAGUGAUCAAAGGUUAACUUUUCAUAAUUAGGUUCAUUUUUCAGACACUAUAAGCAGUAGGUCAACUAUAUUUGUUCUAUUGAAUGAUUGGAAGGUGUAAAUGUCCACCUGGCUGGGUUCAUCUGACCUUGACCUCAUUUUAAUGCAUGAUUGAUAAUAUUAAGUUUAUGUGAUACUUAUGUGUAGUAAAACUUUUAUCUUUAAGACUUUCAACAUAAAUUCAAUCAUGAUCAGUAAGCCAGACAAGACAUUUCAGCAAGUUUACUCAGGGUUUGGUUGAGACCGGUUUCAUUGCAUGUUUACUCAGGAUUUGGUUGAGACCGGUUUAAUUGCAUGUUUAAAUGAGUCAAUUUACAGUAUGCCAUAUACAAUAUAUUCUCUGUCACCGCUGCAUAAGGAAGAAUUCAUCUACAUGUACGUGCUUGUAUUAAUUUACAGUUCAAAAUAAAAAUGAUUUUGUGUAUUUGAA
Molecule: messenger RNA, 7238 nt
Organism: Mytilus californianus (California mussel)
Lineage: Eukaryota; Metazoa; Mollusca; Bivalvia; Mytilida; Mytilidae
Product: phosphatidate cytidylyltransferase, photoreceptor-specific-like
Exons: 11
Coding region: 92-1447 (451 amino acids)
Cellular component (GO): endoplasmic reticulum membrane
Molecular function (GO): phosphatidate cytidylyltransferase activity
Source: RefSeq, a predicted model, not a curated record